Messenger RNA from Trichomonas vaginalis G3, 2199 nucleotides. Its product is annotated as adenosine deaminase family. Gene Ontology annotation, biological process: inosine biosynthetic process; adenosine catabolic process; hypoxanthine salvage. Gene Ontology annotation, cellular component: external side of plasma membrane; cytosol. Lineage: Eukaryota; Parabasalia; Trichomonadida; Trichomonadidae. The coding region runs from base 1 to 2199 and encodes 732 amino acids. The transcript has a single exon. Gene Ontology annotation, molecular function: adenosine deaminase activity. The record is from RefSeq and is a predicted model, not a curated record.
AUGUCUCUUUCUCUCGACAUCAUUCGUCAGCUUCCAAAAGCCGAGCUCCACUGCCACUUAGAUGGUUUCUGCCGUCCAUCUACCAUCAUUGAGCUCGCUCACGAACAAGGCGUUAAGCUCCCAACCGAAGAUAUCAAUGAACUCUCCAAGAUUUUAACAGCUCCUCCGGACUGCCCAGAUCUUGUCACAUACCUUCGUUGCUUUGAUGCUCCUCUCGAUGUUAUGCAGUACCCAUAUGCUAUUACAAGAAUUUUCUACGAAGCAUGCGAAGACGCUUGCAAGGAUGGAAUCGCUUAUCUCGAACUUCGUUUUGCCCCAGCUCUCCACACACGCAAGGGCCUCUCCUACACCCAGAUUCUUCAAGCCGCCUGCGAUGGUGUUCACAUGGCCGAAACAAAGCUCCCAAUUACAGUCAGAAUCAUCUGCUGCGCCAUGCGUAUGAUGCCAUCAGAGGUUAACAAGGAAGUCGCCGACAUUGCCUGGAGAUUCCGUAACCAAGGUGUUGUUGCCUUCGAUCUUGCUGGCCCAGAAAACGGUUUCCCACCACACAAGCACAUCGAAGCCUUCCGCACAAUGCGCGAAAAGGCUGUCUACCUUACAGUCCACGCUGGUGAAGCUUAUGGCGCCAAGUCCAUCGAGCUUGCUCUUGAAUGCAACGCCAACCGUAUUGGCCACGGCACACGCAUCGUCGAAGACGAGAAGGUCCUCCAGCAGGUCAUUGAUCGCCGCAUUACCCUUGAAUGCUGCGUUUCAUCCAACCUCCAGACAAAGGCCGUCACAAACAUCGAUGACCAUCCAAUCAAGAAACUCUUCGACCGCGGAGUCAUCACAGUUCCAUGCACAGAUAAUCCAACAGUUUCCGGCGUUACACUUUCUGGCGAAUACUUCCUUCUCCAGAACAAGUUCGGCUUCAACGUCGAAGAGCUCGUCCGCAUGAUGGAUUACGGUUUCAGAUCCGCUUUCGUCGAUGAGACACUCAAGACACGUCUCAGAAUCGAAGCAAUCACAAAGACAAUGAAGAUCCUCAAGGAGAACAAGAUCGAUGUCUCACCAAUCCUGAAGAACUCCUCAUACUACCUUCCAAUCGGUCUUGUCCUUUCCCAUGGAUUCAAGCCACCGUCAUCCCUCCCACCAGUCACACUCGAGCUCGUCAAGUCUCUUACAAAGGCCGAUACAGAUACACGUCUCAUCGGUUCUGUUCCACUCAAGACACUCUACAAGUUCUACUCCGCCCAAACACCAGAGGAGAGACUCAAGGAGUUCCCAGACUACAAGGAAUUCGAGAUGUACAUCUUCGAUGAGGAAGAUAAGAACCACGAGAACGCCAAGAAGCUCGCCGUCUCAUUACUUUUGACAAAGGCCAACAUCACAGAGGGCACAAACGCUCUUCUCGACCAAGCCAUCGAGGACAACGUCAAAUACAUCGAAAUUACAGUUGCUCCACAGCGCCACACAAAGCGCGGCCUUAAGGAGCAGGAUGUCAUUGACGCCAUGACAGAGGCCAUCAACGCCCACGCAGACAAGAUCACAGCCAAGAUCAUCGUCGGCAUCAACACCGAGAAGGACUCUCCAGUUGUUGCCAUGAGAGCUGCUGAGCUUGCUGUUGCCAACCCAUCUGUUGUUGCUGGUUUCGCUUCCAUUGCUUCAGAGCUUUCCAAGGAUAACUUCCACUUCUACGACGAAGUCUUCACAUACCUCCGCCGCAACUUCGUUUCUGCCUCCAUGUUCGCUGGCGAGAACUCUCCAUCAUCUGUCCAGGCCGCCAUCGUCAGAGGAAACGCCAGACGUAUUGCAGGUGGCUUCAACAUCACAGAGAACGAUUCCAUCUUAUCAGAAAUCGCUUCAUCACAGACAAACGUCAUUGUCAAGCCAUCCUACAGAUUCUCACUCGCUACAGCUCCAAUCUUCGGCCAGAAGAACGUCAGAUCUCUCUACGAUUUCGGCGUCAAGGUCGCAUAUGCUUCUGUCCACGGCGCAUUCGACGGAAAGACACGCUGCGAGGAAAUCUUCCAGAUGUGCAAGCAACAGGGAUUCGGCGCUCUUGAACUUGUCAUGAUUCUCAACAACGGAUUCUGCGCUAUCUUCCAGCACUACGACCAGGUCAAGAAGUUCCAGAACCAGUUCUGGAAUGACACAAUCGAAACUCUCAAGGCUAAGGGAUUCGAUAGAACACUCAACCCAUCUUAUUUCGUUGAGUAA